Messenger RNA from Cygnus atratus (black swan), 2131 nucleotides. RefSeq names its product exo/endonuclease G (gene EXOG). The coding region runs from base 44 to 1135 and encodes 363 amino acids. The transcript is spliced from 6 exons. Gene Ontology annotation, cellular component: mitochondrial inner membrane; nucleus. The record is from RefSeq and is a predicted model, not a curated record. NCBI's taxonomy places the organism in Eukaryota, Metazoa, Chordata, Aves, Anseriformes, Anatidae. Gene Ontology annotation, biological process: apoptotic DNA fragmentation. Gene Ontology annotation, molecular function: nucleic acid binding; 5'-3' exonuclease activity; single-stranded DNA endonuclease activity.
CGCUGUAGCGCAGCGCGGCGCCGCCAUCCUCCCUCGCUCCGCCAUGGCGGCUUUGCCUCGCCAUCGCCGCUUUUUGGGCGGCUUCGUCUGCGGGGCCGCGGCGGGUGCUGCCGCUUCGUGCUGGGCAGCCUGGCGGCUUCUCCGGAGCCAGAGCCAGCCGGAGUCGGCCCCCGAGCGGGUCCUGCCGGAGGAACCAGUAGAAGACUCCCUGCUGGAAAAAUAUGGAUUCCCUGAAGCUGGAACAGAGACCAGAUGUUACACAAAUCAUGCACUGUCUUAUGAUCAGGCAAAACGCGUGCCUAGAUGGGUGAUUGAACAUAUUUCAAAACAGAAGACACUGGGCAAUGCAGACCGAAGGCACUGUAAAUUCAGACCAGAUCCUAACAUCCCUCUAAUGUUCAGUGCCGUCAAUGAAGACUACCUUGGGAGCGGGUGGUCGCGAGGACACAUGGCACCAGCAGGAGAUAACAAAUUUUCAACAAGAGCUAUGGCUGAAACAUUUUAUCUCUCUAACAUUGUGCCUCAGAAUUAUGAAAAUAAUGCUGGAUUUUGGAACAGAAUGGAAAUGUACUGUCGGGAAUUGACCGAGAGAUUUGAGGAUGUUUGGGUAGUUUCUGGACCUCUGACCUUGCCUCAAACAAAUGAUGAUGGAAAGAAGAGUGUUACUUACCAGGUAAUAGGAAAGGAUGACGUAGCUGUGCCAUCCCACCUCUACAAGGUGAUCCUUGCCAGACGGACCAGAACUUCGACAGAACCCUUGGUGCUGGGGGCUUUUGUGGUGCCAAAUGAUCCCAUAGGCUUCAGUCACCAGCUGACUGAGUUCCAAGUAAACAUUGAAGAGCUGGAAAAAAUGGCAGGUUUAGUUUUCUUCCCCCAGGUGGACAAAACCAGAGAUGUUAAAAAUAUCUGUGAGGUGGACACCUGUAAACUGAUAGGCUUCAAGGAAUUUACCUUGUACAUCACUACUCGAAAAGUGCAGAGUGCCCGUACGUUGCACCGGUUGGAGAAAGCCAUGUCAGAGUUAAAGGAGGCAGGAAUUGAGCCUGAUGAAUAUCUCCUAAAGCUUCACAAGAAGAAGGAGGAAGAACUACUGCAGGAAAAACAAACAGCAGCUAGAGAGGGGAAAGCUGGCUGAGUACUUCUUUAGGAAGAUGCUUGGUGUUUGUACUUUGAGAGGGGAGCUGAAGGCAAACAAAAACCAGGGCUUUAUAAAUGAUCCUUUUCUGAAUUGUGGAAACAAUAAAGAAACAUUUGGAAGAUGAUGGGUUUGGAAUAAUGUUCAUUCUUGUGUAACACAAUGCCCACACAUGGCUUGCUGCAGUAUUUAGAUGUGGGAAAUGAAAAUGACCCCUUUUUGGCAUGAAUAGAUUACAGGACCUCCAGAAAAGGCUUUGUGCUAUUUUCCAAGCUGGACGUCAGACUUGGGGUUUGUACGGAAUCCCUUCUAGGAAUAUUAUAAAAAUAGACAGUAGACACCUUGGGAGUAUAGCGGGAACAUGUCUAAAUGUAAUUCAGCCUGCAAUUGUCUUUCAGAAUGAUGCUGUAGAAAUGGGAGUAGUUUCUGGGAUUUUUUAAAAUUAAGUUAAUUUAGAAAUACUUAACACAUUUAGUAGAGGCUUGUAAGGCAUAAUCUGAAUCCCUUACAGUCUUUAGUUAGUUGUGGUAAACAAAACACAUUGUCUCUUACCUCUGCUGACCUUGCAUGCUUUGGAUACCGUAGCAUGUCAGUAGCUGUCAACUGUUGUCAUCUGCAACAGGCUUCUUCCCGUAGAAUACUGCAAAUUUAAAAAAGCAAACCAAAACAGCUGAGGCAGAGUUUACACAAGUUGCUGCCAGCGUAGAUUAGGUCUUCGUAAAUUAAUGUAAGAUAUUUCACUUUUACCACUAAGUUUGGAUAGAUGUGUUUUGUUGCUUAUUGUUUGAUAUGAGAGGUUAACGCUGCUCUUUUCAUUUGUGGUGGUCACUCGCUGGCUUUUUGCCCAGCAUCAUAGGCUUUGGUCUGUCAGCUUUGCAACAUGAAAGCAGAUUGACUAUAAAUGUAUUUCCACUUCUGUUCCAGCUGCAGCUGAAGUUGCUCUGAUUUUCACCUUCUUGGGAGAUUUUAAUAAAUUUUUUCAUUAGUUUUGCACUG